AUGGAGCUGGAGCUGGGGCUUGCGCCGCCCAACCACGCGGGCCCGUGCGGGAAGAGGAGAUCGGCGGAGGCGUUUGGCAUCAAGAAGCCCGCGCUGCCACUCUUCCUGCGCGACGACGACGACGACGGUGACCACGGCAACGGCGCUGGCGACGCCCGCGACUGGGAGACGGACAGCAAGAGGAAGAGGCUGGUGGGGUGGCCGCCGGUGAAGAGCGCGCUCCGCCAGCGCAGCCGCAGCAACGGCGGCCACGUGAAGGUGAAGAUGGAAGGGGUGCCCAUCGGAAGGAAGGUGGACCUGUGUGGCCACGCCUCCUACGACGAGCUCCACCACACGCUCCACCUCAUGUUCCCCUCCCCCGCUCACCAAGGUGAUCCAUACGCCGUCACCUACGAGGACGGGGACGGGGACUGGAUGCUCGUCGGAGACGUGCCGUGGGAGUAA
Triticum dicoccoides is the source of this 444-nucleotide messenger RNA. RefSeq names its product auxin-responsive protein IAA20-like. Lineage: Eukaryota; Viridiplantae; Streptophyta; Magnoliopsida; Poales; Poaceae. The transcript has 2 exons. Gene Ontology annotation, biological process: regulation of DNA-templated transcription. Bases 1 to 444 code for a protein of 147 amino acids. The record is from RefSeq and is a predicted model, not a curated record. Gene Ontology annotation, cellular component: nucleus.